Messenger RNA from Anopheles nili, 889 nucleotides. RefSeq lists its product as uncharacterized. NCBI's taxonomy places the organism in Eukaryota, Metazoa, Arthropoda, Insecta, Diptera, Culicidae. The transcript has 3 exons. The coding region runs from base 297 to 650 and encodes 117 amino acids. The record is from RefSeq and is a predicted model, not a curated record.
CAGAUCGUGCGGUUCUUGAUCGAUCGAUCUGCAGACGGUGGGUGAUCUCUCGCUCUCGCAGCAUCACGCGCUCGCUCACACGACGGCUCCAGCAACUUAAAGACCGGUGCGGUCCGGUCGCGAUCAAUCAUUUACUCGCGAACCUGCCUACCGGACGGUGACCAACUCGCUCGCCAACGUCAACUGCAACUCGCUCUAUCCGUUCGUCCGUCCGUUGUCCGUCCGUUCGCGAUCUUUGAGGUGAUCUCAGUGCCCUUUAACACAUCCGAUAACCGAUCGUUGCGAUCUGCACCACGAUGAAGUGGAUGAUCCUGAGCUGUUUGAUCGUCGGCAUGAUGCUGCACGCUGGUGAUGCCGCACCACGCUAUCAGGUGUUGGAACCACGCGAAGGCUACGUCCCGGUGUACAUCCGGCUCGGCGAUCAACCCUUGGCAGAAAUCAAUCCGGAGCUUGCGGCCGCUUUCCGUGAGCCCGUGAGUCGCGUAAGUCGUGCCGAGCUUGCACAAGCACUGCAAGCGGACCACGGUGUGGCGGUUUCGUCUCACUCGCUUUCGCACUCACACUCGGCCUCGGAUGAGCUGGUGCUAGUGGCGGGAUCGGCCAAAAAGCCCGUCCCCAAUGCUCCAGAGCCCAGCAAACCCGUUGCCUAAAGGAGCGCAAUGAGGUGAAAACCCCAGCAAUAGCAGCAGAAGAAGCGGCGUAGUCCGUCAGAGUCCAGCAGAACCAGCGGGUCCCAGUAAAACUAACCGGCACAGUUACCUCUGUGCAGAUCCAUGCACACGUCCAUGUUAUUUAUUUCGUUAUACACAAACGCAAGUGUUUUUUUUUUACUAACUGCGCAUCGCCACGCGAUCGGAUACCAAUAAAGGAUUACGCGCGAGCAAUCUGA